Molecule: messenger RNA, 7106 nt
Organism: Balaenoptera musculus (blue whale)
Lineage: Eukaryota; Metazoa; Chordata; Mammalia; Artiodactyla; Balaenopteridae
Gene: SNX25
Product: sorting nexin 25
Exons: 14
Coding region: 1289-3706 (805 amino acids)
Cellular component (GO): early endosome membrane; intracellular membrane-bounded organelle
Molecular function (GO): phosphatidylinositol binding
Source: RefSeq, a predicted model, not a curated record
CGCUUUUAAACUGUUGAAAUUCUUCAUGACUGCUGCAUGGAGAGAGUUCUGGGCUUUUGCUUUUUAAUGUUUCCCGUAUCCUUCACGGCUUCUCUCAUCUACUUACCUCCCUUUCCCUUUCUUCCCCUUUCUUUUGUUGAUUUGCCCUCUCUAUCACCCCCUUUUAAAUUAUCAUUAACGUCUUUAGAAUUCCUUUAUUCAUUAAAGAUACAUCUGCUGCUUUGCUGGCGUUCCUAAUUUCUAGUAUUUCGCAUGUUGGCAUCUUCUCAGUAAGCAUUAUCUGUAUAUUAACGCUGGGACCAUGCUAGGAGAAGAAAAUAUGUACUCUCAAAAUUAUUUGGACUACUUUCACUUGCGUGGGUAGUAGCAUUUGUACUGAAUCGUCGGCGACAAAAAUACAGGGACUUGGAGCCAGUGACUAUGGCAGGUGUGCACACCCUCUGGCACCAGGCAGACUUUUUUGGGCCUUUCCGUAAGUAGGAAUUGCAGGCUUCAUCUACUGCUCCACAUUUGUCUGAUUCCGUUCCUGAGGCGGCUGCGUGGGAAAGGGAAGGUUGUUCGGAGAACUGUGUUAAAAGUGAGGAUCAGGAACGGUUGCCUAUUUAAAUAGCAGGUGCAAACGGCGCAGAAAUUUUGCGGGCUGUAAGCAUGCUAGGAGGUUACUUAUCAGUGAUGAGCGGGGACAGGAUUAAGGGAUCACCUGAGCUCGAGAAUUACAAAUGCUUCUGACACCUGCAGCAAAAAUUUCCAUCAACAGACGGUAUCCUGGGGGAGGGGCGGGGAGGAGCCCAGGAAAGAGCAGUUUUCGCCAGGAUUGGCGGCGCCCCUUCCCCGCUGGGCAGCGGCGGGUCGGACCCCGCCCCCGCACCGCGGGUGGGCGGCCGGGCGGGGCGGGGCCGGGCACCUCCCAGCCAUCGCUCAGCCGGACGCUGUGACUCUCCGCCCCCUUCUGAUACGCACUCCACGGCCGCCCCCACCCCCGUCCCCGCCCCCACCCGGCCGGCUCGAGUCCCAGGCGGGUCCUGCUACCUGGGCACGCCCGGCCGGGCAGCUGAGGGCGCGGCGCCGCGUGGCGGCGCUGAGGGGUCGCCGAGAGGAGCUCGGCGGCGUCUGUUGGAGCCGUUCCCUCGGUGGGCCGCCGGCGAGGGCAUGAGCGCGGACUCCCUCUGCCUCCAGAGCGGCGGGAGCGGCGAGGGGAGGAGGCGCCGCUUGGAGGCCACCGUCCAGGGCAGCGCCGGGGGAGAGCAGGGCGGGAGAUGUGCCUGUCCUUAGCGGCCCAGGAAGCAGCAUGCACCCCGAUGCCACCGACAGCAGCGGCGCCGGCCUCACGGGCGCCCCAGGCGAGCGGCGGCCGGAUUCCCGGGAGGACGCGGCAGCCCCCGGGGGCCCUGGCGGCGGGAGCUGGCGGGCGCUGGUGGCCGUGGCCGCCCUCGCCGCCGUGUCCCUCUGCUUCCUGGGGCCCGGCUGCUGGGAAGCGGGAAGCGCGGGGCUGGGCACCGUCCUGCUCAGGCUCAGCCUGUACCUGGGCUGCGCUGCGGCCGCCUUCCUGCUGGGGACCUUGUUCUCCCUGGUCUGCCGGAGCCCGCGAGCUCCGCCGCCCGACUUCGCCGCCGCCUGGAGACGGCUGGCCGCGGCCACCCGCCACCCGCCGGAGAGUCCUGUGUAUGGAAACUCAAACGAGUCAGUUCAGUCUAGAAGGGUAGUCAUUUCUCAUAACAUGGACAAAGCUUUGAAAGAAGUGUUUGACUACAGUUACAGAGACUACAUCCUGUCCUGGUAUGGAAGCCUCAGCAGAGACGAGGGGCAGCUCUACCACCUGCUUUCCGAGGACUUCUGGGAAGUUGCCAGACAGCUGCGCCACAGGCUGAGCCACGUGGACGUGGUCAGAGUUGUCUGCAAUGAUGUCGUGAGAGCUUUACUCGCUCACUUCUGUGACCUGAAGGCGGCGAACGCCAGACAUGAAGAACAGCCGAGGCCUUUUGUGUUGCAUGCAUUCUUGAGGAACUCAGAUGAUGAAGUAAGAUUUCUACAAACGUGUUCUCGGGUUCUGGUGUUUUGUCUCCUCCCCUCAAAGGAUGUCCAGUCUCUCAGCUUACGCAUAAUGCUCGCAGAAAUUCUCACAGCAAAAGUCUUAAAGCCAGUAGUGGAGUUACUUAGUAAUCCAGAUUACAUUAACCAGAUGUUGCUUGCCCAGUUGGAGCACAGAGAACAGAUGAAUGAACAUCACAAGAGAGCCUACACCUAUGCUCCCUCCUAUGAAGAGUUCAUCAAGCUUAUUAACAGCAACUCUGAUGUUGAGUUCUUGAAGCAACUAAGGUAUCAAAUUGUAGUGGAAAUAAUCCAAGCAACUACAAUUAGCAGCUUCCCCCAGCUGAAGAGGCACAAAGGUAAAGAAACUGCUGCCAUGAAGGCUGAUCUCCUGAGGGCCAGGAACAUGAAAAGGUACAUUAACCAACUGACUGUGGCAAAGAAGCAGUGUGAGAAGAGGAUCAGAAUCCUGGGAGGCCCUGCCUACGACCAGCAAGAGGAUGGGACCUUGGAUGAGGGGGAAGGGCCUCAAAGCCAGAAGAUUCUUCAUUUCGAAGAUAUCUUGGCCAGUACUUCCUACCGAGAGCACUUUCGAACGUACAUGGAAAGGAUGGACAAGAGAGCUCUGAUGAGCUUUUGGGAGUCUGUGGAAUAUUUAAAGAAUGCUAACAAGAACGAAAUUCCACAAUUAGUUGGUGAAAUUUACCAGAAUUUCUUCGUGGAGAGCAAAGAAAUAUCUGUGGAAAAAUCACUUUACAAAGAAAUCCAGCAGUGUCUUGUAGGAAAUAAAGGAAUUGAAGUGUUCUGCAAAAUCCAGGGAGACGUUUAUGAGACGCUGAAGGAUAGGUAUUACCCUUCAUUUAUUGUCAGUGACCUGUAUGAGAAAUUGAUGAUAAAAGAGGAAGAAAAACAUGUCUCCCAGUUGAUUUCCAACAAGGAUGAAAUGGACCCAGGAGGUGAGGCUGGUGAGGCAUCUGUGGAUGAAGGCACCAGUCGGAUUAAUGAACAAACCAGUUUUGCUGUAAACAAACUGCGAGAACUAAAUGAGAAACUUGACUAUAAGAGGCAAGCUCUAAAUUCUAUUCAAAAUGCACCAAAACCUGACAAGAAGAUUGUUUCUAAGUUGAAGGAGGAAAUAAUUCUAAUAGAGAAAGAACGCACAGAACUUCAGCUGCACAUGGCAAGAACAGAUUGGUGGUGUGAGAACCUCGGUAUGUGGAAAGCCUCCAUCACCAGUGGAGAGGUUACAGAAGAGAAUGGUGAACAAAUGCCCUGUUACUUUGUCAUGGUAAGCUUACAAGAAGUUGGAGGAGUUGAAACUAAGAACUGGACGGUCCCCAGAAGGCUCAGUGAGUUUCAGAAUUUACACCGGAAACUUAGUGAGUGUUUCCCUUCUUUAAAAAAAGUCCAGUUGCCUUCUCUUAGCAAGCUGCCUUUCAAAUCUGUAGAUCAAAAGUUUAUGGAAAAGUCAAAGAAUCAAUUAAAUAAGUUUUUACAGGUCAGGACAGAUCCUCAAAAUAUCUUUGGUUUUGGGUUCUGGGUUUUUUUUUUUUGGUGCUAUAUAUAUAUGUAUAUGUGUGUAUAUAUAUGUAUACUCUACAGACAGAAAAUGCAGAUACCACGUGUACGGCUUUCUCCAUUUUCACAAACUGGAUACACCCUCGUAACUAGCACCUAGUCCCAGAGACAGUGUCACGAGUCCCGCCAGCGUCACCACAGGUAACCGUGGUCCCGACUCACGACCACGCAGUUACAGCUGGUUUUGAACUUAACAUGAGUGGACCCCCUUCACUCGGGAUCGUGGGCCUGAGGUCCUCCCAUAGGGCUGUUUCAGUUGCAGACCAUUCUUUGAUUUCAUUUUUGUUCUCGUUUUCAUUGUUGAACGGACUUCUCCUGGCGUGAACCCCCUGCAGUCUGUUCCUGCUCUUGUUGAUGGGCGUUCGGAGAGUUUCCAGCUGGUGGCUGUUAAUGAGCUGCCAGCGCUUGGCUUUUGGUGGAUAGCUGCUGGGGAAUCCCUAGGCAUUUGGGUUUUUCAGUUUUUCUGAGUGGCCGUAGCAGUUUGUACAUUCUCACCAGCGGCAUGCGGGCUUCUGUUCACUCCACACUGGACGGUUUCUUUUGUGAAGUUAAAGUUGUGUCUGCUCUUCUGUCGUGUUGCCUGUCUUUUCCGUAUCGCUUUGCAGGAGUUUCGUGUGUGUUUUGGAUGUGCGUCUCUUGUCAGAGCAUAUGUGCUGUGGCUAUCUUCUUUCUGUGGGUUGCCUUUUCGGUCUCUUAAUGAGCAUAAAUUCUCAAUUUUAAUUUAGUCCAAUUUAUCCAUUUUUUUUCCUUUUGUGGUGAAUGCCUUUUGUGCUUGUGGAGAAAUCCUUGCCUACUGCAAGGUUCUAAAGAUAGUCUCCUUAUUUUCUCUAAAUGCAUAACUGGUUUCUUUCACUCUAUCUUUAGAGCAUAAGACCGGACAAAGGUAUGCUGUCUCCAGUAGCAAACCACUAUUUAUUUUUUCCUUAGCUGGGGCCUCUGUAUUCAGGGUAUAGUUAAGUUGCUCACACCAUGGCCCCCAAAGCCCGUAUAGUUCUUGGGGGGCAUGGACCUUUGCCUUGUGAAACGCUUUUUGCCAAUGCAGUAGUAGCUAGAAGUCCUGAGACUUAAUAACGGAUGUUGCCAGAUUCUUAGUAAAGGUUAUGUUAUAUUCAGUUGGAUCAGGGUGUGAAUCAUAGUUAAAGUAGGUACAUUUUAGCUAGAGUUCCCUCGCAAGUGUUUCUAACUAUUUUUCUCUCAUAUAUUCAUCUCUCUCUAAAUAUAUAUGUAUUUUUUAUAAAUAUAUAAAUGUGUGUGUGUAUAUAUAUAUGUAUAUGUAUAUAUUUCCCUCAGGAAAUAAAAUAAUUGCACCUUUGAAAAACUUUCUGAGUUUAAUUAUGGCAGAACUGGGAUAGAGAAUCAUUAAUGUUUAAAUGCUAUUACAGGAAAGAAUUUAAAACUGAAAUAUUACCAUCUCGUUGCUGAUUCAGAACAUCUAGGAAAUAUUAAACCCACUCAAGCAUUGUACCUGAUUAAAUCGUUCAGAUGAACUAAAGGUCUUGUUUGUGAAACGAAUAUAUAUUAUUCAAAAUCCAAGCUUGUGAAGCCCCACGUGUGUAGCUCUGGGAUCUUGCAGCUGAUGCUUCCCUUUCCUUCCAGCCUCUGCUGUUGGGGGAGGGAGGGUCUCGGGUUGUUCGGCGCUUCCAGCCCUUCAGCUGCCUUUCCAGUUGUGCUGCAGAGACUGGGGUGCCCCCUGCACUUUUGGGGAUGCGGUGAGGGGUCACUCGUGCCCCUGUUGGGUUGCUGGUGAUGGAAAUGGGUUAGUGAUUCCUGCCCUGGUGCCAAGAGAAGCAUGUGCUCUGAGCUGCCAGUAGGUGGCGUGGGCGAGGCUGGGGCCUGAAGAGGUGGAAGGGGCAUCUCAAGGGGCCAUUUGUCUUUUGAUCAAGAGGACUGUAAGUCAGAAAGUAAUGGUUUAAAUUGCUUUUCAUUUCCUCAAAGACUUUAUGUGAAAGUGCUCACUAUUUAAUAACUUUAGGUAGAUUACACAGCAGACUGAAGUUUCAAAAUAUCAUCCCACCAGCUGCAAACAGGAAAAGCAAGAUGCAAAAGGUUUAGUCUGAAAGGCAGAUAUUAUUAGGUCCACAGGACCUUCCAGAAAAGAGGAUUCCAUUGAGUGUAUGUUUGUGUGAGUAUUUAUACAUGACACAUGGUUCCCUUUGAGGUAUACUGAUAAUAGAUAAUAAUCUAGCCAGUUGUCCCUCACACACAGGCAGCUUACUCUAGCCGUCCCCGCAGUAGCGCGGUACCCACUUCUGGGUGUGCGUGUGCUGUUCGCUCUUCCUGGAAUGUUUUACUCUCCUCAUCUUCCACUGACUAGUCCUCUUAGAGGCUCCACCUGUGUAGAACAACGUGCUCUAAGCCUUUGGGGGGAAGGAGUGGGGAUUAGGAUUAUAUUCUCAGCUUAAAGAUGAGACAAGAUCCCAAUUAUACCUUGCCCCAUAGACAUAAUCUUUGAGAACAUUUCUAACUUCUCAUACAUGUUCAAUUUGGUUAUUUUCCUUCAUGAUAGAAUAUAACUCAGUCCAAAGACUUGUCAUCCUUAAUGAUUUCCUUAUUUAUGUUGCUUGCAUUAUUUGAGACUUACAUUGGUUAUCAUUUCCUACUAUUUGAUAAAAGAGUGUUGGAGUGGAGAUUAGCUAAAGGAAAUCAAGGUGGAAGGAGACUAUCUCACUCCUCCUAAUCCACCCUCACAUACAACUGAGCAUUUAAUGCUCUACAAAAGGAAUAAAGGCUCAGGGGCCUGCCCGGGAAGGCAGUAGUGACCCCAACUGCCUGUCCCCUAAAUCUCCUUCCCCACGUCUGAUGCAGAACCUGCAUCUUCAGGCCAGUCUUCCGCAGGACACAGGAAGCUGACAACCACUGGAAUGCGGGGGUGGGGGGGGUGCCCCGGGACCCCCGUCCCCAGUGUGGCACUAUUGGGCACGCUCGGAGGUGCUUUUCUAGGGAGGGUCACGGGUUUAUCAGAUUUCAAGCUUCGUCUGAACAAAUAUAAUGUGAACAUCAUGGACCAACUCCUCUGGGACCAGAAUGUAACCUGUUCUCCCAGCAGAGAGGGUUCUGCCAUCAGAACGCCAGUGUUCCAGCCCCCCAGGGGGGUUACAUCAUCCAUGGGGCAGGAUUUCUCAUUGGUUCAUUUAUUCCUAAACCCUGUAUCUGUGAGUACCAGACAUUUACACAUUCUUGUGGUCACAUUGUUAAUUUUCCUGUCUUACCGGUAGCACUUGCUUUGUACGUAAACUUGAUGCAUGUUCUCCUUUCCUUUCUCCUAAGGCCAGAGAAGUACAGAGAACUUGAGCAAAUUUCCAGUUUACGGGCCAAUAAAAACAGUUAUAAAAUUAUGUAAACAUAUGCUGCCUGUGGAAGGUGGAGCACAGGGACAGAAAACUACUGCCUGGCAGGCAGUUACCACCAUGUGACAAGCCAGAGCUCUUUCUUCAGCUGAUGUACAAAGUCCGCACGUAGCCAUGAAAGGGUUGGGUGGGAUCCCUGGGGAGUGUGCGAAA